AUGGAGCCCCUUCUGGUCAUCCUCCUAGUGAUCUAUUCCACAGUAUUUGUGGUCGGAUUUACAGGAAACCUUCUGAUGGUUCUUGUCACUUUUCACAGCAAAAACCUCCGCUCAAUUUGCAACAUGUUGAUUUGUGCGUGCUGCUUUUGUGAUAUGCUCUUGUUCACCGACAUCAUCGCAUUCUUCAUCUCUAUGUUUAUUCCAAUAAGUCAAGAAAUGUGCUUCUACAUCAACAUUCCUGCCGACUUUGGAGCGUUUGCUUCGAACGCGUGUGUGUUGGCAGUGGGGAUAGAUCGAUUGAUAGCGGUAGCUAGUCCAGGAAGAUACAAGAUGCUAGAACUCGAGAGAGUCAAAUAUUUCACACUUCUCAUGGCUUUUCCCGUCAUCUACGCCCUUGCUCUGCUAGUCGUGGGAUUUGGUCAACGUGAUCCGACAAAAACCGUCCCAUGUCUUCUUCCAAACUCCUUGGGACACGCUUACGACCUGUUCGCGUUGACUUCGUUCGUUAUCAAUCUCUUCGUACCACCCAUCUACGUCUACGUCUACUUUAGAAUCAAGAAAGUCAGAAGUGAGUUUUCGGUGAAAGCUGUGUUCAAAUCUCUGCUUGUGACCGUUUGUCUUGUUGUCUGUGGAUGGAUGACAACAGAUUUGAUCGGAGCACUCUCUGUAACAAUUCCAAUGGAUCCAAAAUUAGCAAACAUGAUACAGUUGUACUGUGGAACGUUUAUUUUCACAUCUUCCGCGUUCAAUGCAGUGGUUUAUUAUAAGUUGAGCCGUGACUAUCGUAGUGCUAUGCGCAACAUGUUGGGCGUUGCAAACGAGACACAAGCCUUGAAAUCUACGACGUACAAGGAGCAAACAGAUGCACAGAGAUCUACAGCCAAUCGUGUAUCAACUAACACGAAUAUGAUAAAUACAGAUAUGAAUGUCUAG
Caenorhabditis briggsae is the source of this 933-nucleotide messenger RNA. It is a transcript of the gene Cbr-srsx-36, whose product is annotated as Protein CBR-SRSX-36. The transcript has 7 exons. The record is from RefSeq and is a predicted model, not a curated record. Gene Ontology annotation, cellular component: membrane. Gene Ontology annotation, molecular function: G protein-coupled receptor activity. Bases 1 to 933 code for a protein of 310 amino acids. NCBI's taxonomy places the organism in Eukaryota, Metazoa, Nematoda, Chromadorea, Rhabditida, Rhabditidae. Gene Ontology annotation, biological process: G protein-coupled receptor signaling pathway.